CUGCUGUUGUUGUUCCUUUGUAGGCAAAACCUGGGCUGAAAUCCCUCCCUAGUGGCACCUCAGUCUCCUAAAUGACCCCUCCUCCCCUGGCCCCUGACUGGGGGGAGGGGGAUGUCCUGGCUGUUGGGCCCAGUCUCCAGCCACCAUCUCCACCCAAUCGAGUCAGGAAUAGAAACCACCGCCUCCGACAGCCCGCGGUCUCCCUCCCUCCCUCCCCCGGCAGCGAUCGAUGUGGCCUCCCCCGCGGGGGACAGAGGAAGACAGGGAAGGAGGGGCGGCGGGGCCUCCGGCAGCAGCGAGGUUCGGCGGCGCCGCUGGGACAGAGACGAUCCCGGCCUGGCCAGCGGCUCUCCAGCCACGGAGCCCUCGGGGACUGAAGCACCUGGUGGGCGCCCUGGAGGGGCCUUGACAGAUAAGAGACCCAAAGCCGAGAGCAGGAGGAGACUGGCCUGAGGACGCAGAAGUGACGGAGGCCAUGGUGAGCGAGUCCCCGGGGCCCGGUGCCCGCGUGCCCUGGCGGCGGAGCGACGAGGCGCUGCGCGUGAAUGUGGGCGGCGUGAGGCGGCGGCUGAGCGCACGCGCGCUGGCCCGCUUCCCGGGCACGCGGCUGGGCCGCCUGCAGGCCGCGGCGUCCGAGGAGCAGGCGCGGCGCCUGUGCGACGACUACGACGCGGCGGCGCGCGAGUUCUACUUCGACCGGCACCCGGGCUUCUUCCUGGGCCUGCUGCACUUCUACCGCACCGGCCGCCUGCACGUGCUCGACGAGCUGUGCGUCUUCGCCUUCGGCCAGGAGGCCGACUACUGGGGCCUGGGAGAGAGCGCGCUGGCCUCCUGCUGCCGCGCGCGCUACCUGGAGCGGCGCGUGGCGCGGCCGCGCGACUGGGACGAGGACAGCGACACGCCGAGCAGCGUGGACCCGUGCCCCGACGAGAUCUCCGACGUGCAGCGCGAGCUGGCGCGCUACGGGGCCGCGCGCUGCGGCCGCCUGCGCCGCCGCCUCUGGCUCACCAUGGAGAACCCCGGCUACUCGCUGCCCAGCAAGCUCUUCAGCUGCGUCUCCAUCGGCGUGGUGCUGGCCUCCAUCGCCGCCAUGUGCAUCCACAGCCUGCCCGAGUACCAGGCCCGCGAGGCGGCGGCCGCCGUGGCCGCGGUGGCCGCGGGUCGCGGCACGGAAGGCAUGCGCGACGACCCGGUGCUGCGGCACCUCGAGUACUUUUGCAUCGCCUGGUUCAGCUUCGAGGUGUCGUCGCGCCUCCUGCUGGCGCCCAGCACGCGCAACUUCUUCUGCCACCCCCUCAACCUCAUCGACAUCGUGUCGGUGCUGCCCUUCUACCUCACGCUGCUGGCCAGCGUGGCGCUCGGCGACCGGGGCGGCGCGGGCGGCGAGGACCUCGGUGACCUGGGCAAGGUGGUGCAGGUGUUCCGCCUCAUGCGCAUCUUCCGCGUGCUCAAGCUGGCGCGCCACUCCACCGGGCUGCGCUCGCUGGGUGCCACGCUCAAGCACAGCUACCGCGAGGUGGGCAUUUUACUGCUGUAUCUGGCCGUGGGCGUGUCCGUGUUCUCCGGUGUGGCCUACACAGCCGAGAAGGAGGAGGACGUGGGCUUUGACACCAUUCCCGCCUGCUGGUGGUGGGGCACGGUGAGCAUGACCACUGUGGGCUACGGGGAUGUGGUGCCCGUGACGGUGGCUGGCAAGCUGGCAGCCUCAGGCUGCAUCCUCGGGGGCAUCCUGGUGGUGGCGCUCCCCAUCACCAUCAUCUUCAAUAAGUUCUCUCACUUCUACCGGCGCCAGAAGGCUCUGGAGGCUGCUGUGCGCAACAGCGACCCCCGGGGGUUUGAGGAUUUGCUGAGCAGUGUGGAUGGGGUGUCGGAGGCGUCUCUGGAGACCUCCCGUGAGACCUCCCAGGAGGGAAGGUCUGCAGACCUGGAGGCCCAGGCCCCGAGUGCACCUGCAGACUCUCAGGUUUAUUAAAGCCAGGGCUCAGUGUCCUCCUUCCCACACCCCUACAGUCAGCUGAAACAGCAGAGAUCCUUCCCUGCUUACAUGGUUCAUGGUGGCCUCACUGCUCAGGAUCACUCCCCCAGCCCUGAGAAAUGGGGACUGGGUCCCUUCCUCUAAAGGCCCAGGUUAGGAUGGUGUCACCCUAGGUUCUGUGAGCCUGGAGAACAGCCCAGAGACUUUCGUAAACGAACCUCCAAGCUACUGUGAAGCAGGCAUGUGCUACAGAGAAAGUCAAAAGGAUGCUAACGGGUCAUGAACACUCCCUGCCUGUCAGCCCUAUCACACUCAGCCCUGUGUUGGAGGAUGAGAAUUGGCCCCAUUUCGCAGAUGAGGAAACUGAGGCUCAGAGAGGUGCAAUGACUCGCCCAAAUGUCUCCCAGUUAGAAGUCGUGGAGCCAAGUUGGGAAUCCAGACUCUUUGGUCGACCAAGCCAGUGUUCCUUCCAUGCUGUCUUUCUUCUGCCCUCCUAAAGUUUGCAUGUGGUUUUAGGGGGUUCAUGAAUCCUGAGAAGAUCCUCUAUCAGGGCUAGGGAAAGGCCCAGACAGAGGAUUCAGAUGUAGGAGUGCUGGACCUCAGCUGUGGUCCUUUUCCAUGAGAUUCUUUUUUUUUGUUGUUGUUAAUGUUUAUUUAUUUUCGAGACAAUGUGAGACACAGAAUACAAGCAGGGGAGGGGCAGACAGAAGGAGACACAGAAUCUGAAGCAGGCUCCAGUCUCUGAGCUGUCAGCCCAGAGCCCAACGCCGGGCUUGAACUCACGAACCGCGAGCUCAUGACCUGAGCUGAAGUUGGACGCUCAACCGACUGAGCCACUCGGGCGCCCCCUUUCCCAUGAGAUUCUAACGGCAGUUGGCUCUUGGUGAGGUUUGGGAGGAAGGAAGAAGAGCUGCCUUCCUAGCUGCUGUGUGAGCUUUGCUGAGCAAUAGUCUUACAGCUUCCCGCCAGGGCUGGCUUGAGAUACAGACCCUGGAGGGGCCCCUGCCUGUGGCCUGAGGUCUAGACCCAGCUCUGCUAGGACACAGUGUGGGAGCUGGACACCCCAUCUCCAGGUCCCAGCCCACCUGUCACAAGGUCGCAGUCUGUGCCCCGGAGGGAGAUGAAAGCCAAAUUCAGCAGGGAGUCACCGAUUUAAAGCCAGCUCAGCUCUGAGAGGUUGGUGGCAAGAAGCUGCUAUGCAUAGACACCUGUGACCCCCCCCUGCUGUCCCCAGUCUGACUGUGGCAGUUCCCUUCUUUGCACCACAUAGGCCUCCAACCCUUCCUUGAGUUACCGUCCAGGCAGACGCUUGAGACCUCUGCUCCUUUUGACCAGCUCCAGCCCUUCAUCCUUGCCGAGGACUUAUCCCUUCUACUCACCUGCUGAAUCCUUCCUACUUACUGAGACGUUGGGAGGGAAGGACUCCCGUAGCACCAUUUACAUACUGUUUCUAGGACACUCAUCACUGUACUGUCCUUGGCUGGCCACGGCUCUGUGCGCCGCCACCCCCCACAUGCUGCAUUUCAACACAGAAGACGUGUGGUGGAACCCAGGCUUGGUGGGGAGUAGGUGCUUAGUGACUACCUAAUGAAUACCUACUGAUGGAUCAGCCAGUUCGAACAGCACACUGUGUGUCAGGCGCCGGGAAGGAAGAGGAAAUGACCAGAGAGGCCUUGCCCUUGAAAGGGUAUGGACAGGACCGAACAGCAUGUCCUUUGGUCCUGCCCCCGGUUCCUCCUUACUUUACGAGGCUUUUACGGCCAUUUCUCUGUAGAUUCUUCACUCACACAUUCAACAAAUAUCAUUGGAAGACUCACAAGCCGGGGCUUCAUGUGUGGCCUGCAGAGGCGUUUUAUUUAGCUGAACAGUACAUUUAGUAUAUUUUUUUCAUUCAAAUGCCUUUGGGUGAGGCAUGUACUUUCCAGUUCCCCAUAGCGUCUCCCCCGAAACACACACACACACACACACACACACACUCUACUGUGGUAGUCCCGCUGCUUCUCAGAUUUACUUGCCACACCUGUCCUCUGAUUCAUUGACUGCUAGGUUCAAGAGAUAUAACAGGGAACCAAAUAUAUAUAUAUUCAAGAAGCUUACAGACUAGUGAGGGAGAUGGAUUUUAAUCCAGUAAUCACAGAGAUGUGUAACAGUGAACUGUAUACUGAGUCCAGGAACUCCAGGCACACAUGUAGCAGGGACCGUUAACGGGGGUCAGAGAAGACUUUCUUGAGGGUGACCAUACAAAUGAAUCGUUAAUUAGGCAGCGGGGGUUCCGGGAAGCAUUUCCAAGCACAGGACACAGCCACGGGCAGGCCUUGGGUAUGACGUGAUAGGUCCCCGCGUAUGGUUGGAAUCCGAGUCUCCAGCCUGAGCAGAGACUGGAGCGGCGCCCGACCCCCCGCGUCCAUACCAGCCCUCCCGCAGGCUCAGCCCCGUAUGCACCGCCCUUCCUGAACCGCUGAACAUGUCAAAGAGCCAGGUAGCUUCCAGACUUUCUCAUCCCACAGACAAGUCCGUAAAGCCGGUAUGGAGAAAGCUCCGGGGUGAACUGACCAGCCUGCAUCCCUCCCCAGGUGUGUGUCAUCCUGGCAGAAAAGCGACCACUCACUCUCACUCCCACUCCUGUGUGUCUGUGAAAACUAUUAUGCAAAUAAAGAGGCGGGGCACAGGGACCUGUUUCUGCCUGUACUGGA
Molecule: messenger RNA, 4668 nt
Organism: Neofelis nebulosa (Clouded leopard)
Lineage: Eukaryota; Metazoa; Chordata; Mammalia; Carnivora; Felidae
Gene: KCNS1
Product: potassium voltage-gated channel modifier subfamily S member 1
Exons: 4
Coding region: 476-1972 (498 amino acids)
Biological process (GO): regulation of delayed rectifier potassium channel activity; potassium ion transmembrane transport; protein homooligomerization
Cellular component (GO): voltage-gated potassium channel complex; membrane
Molecular function (GO): delayed rectifier potassium channel activity; protein binding
Source: RefSeq, a predicted model, not a curated record